GGCGGAUGUUGUUAUUACUACUUCCGGGUGAGACCACUCGGGCGCCAUCUUGUCUUGUUCGGGAAGAAGUAGAAGCAGCGAAAGGGUUGGAGGUAUUACAGGAACGGUGGCGGCAACCGUAUUCCGGAAUCACAGGCAUAAGUAAUUUUGCUGCUAUGCUUCCAAGCUGUAGUCUGAAUCUGUCUAAAUUUUAAACAGAAGGUGAAUCUCUAAGAAAAUCAAAUAUAUUUUUAAAGUCAGGAUGUGGGAUCAAGGAGGACAGCCUUGGCAGCAAUGGCCAUUGAACCAACAACAGUGGAUGCAGUCAUUCCAGCACCAGCAGGAUCCAAGCCAGAUUGAUUGGGCUGCAUUGGCUCAAGCUUGGAUUGCCCAAAGAGAAGCUUCAGGACAGCAAAGCAUGGUAGAACAACCACCAGGAAUGAUGCCAAAUGGACAAGAUAUGUCUACAAUGGAAUCUGGUCCAAACAAUCAUGGGAAUUUUCAAGGGGAUUCAAACUUUAACAGGAUGUGGCAACCAGAAUGGGGAAUGCAUCAGCAACCCCCACAUCCCCCUCCAGAUCAGCCAUGGAUGCCACCAACACCAGGCCCAAUGGACAUUGUUCCUCCUUCCGAAGACAGCAACAGUCAGGACAGUGGGGAAUUUGCCCCUGACAACAGGCAUAUAUUUAACCAGAACAAUCACAACUUUGGUGGACCACCCGAUAAUUUUGCAGUGGGCCCAGUGAACCAGUUUGACUAUCAGCAUGGGGCUGCUUUUGGUCCACCGCAAGGUGGAUUUCAUCCUCCUUAUUGGCAACCAGGACCUCCAGGACCUCCAGCACCUCCCCAGAAUCGAAGAGAAAGGCCAUCAUCAUUCAGGGAUCGGCAGCGUUCACCUAUUGCACUUCCUGUGAAGCAGGAGCCUCCACAAAUUGAUGCAGUAAAACGCAGGACUCUUCCAGCUUGGAUUCGGGAAGGUCUUGAAAAAAUGGAACGUGAAAAGCAAAAGAAGUUGGAGAAAGAAAGAAUGGAACAACAGCGUUCACAGUUGUCCAAAAAAGAAAAGAAGACUACAGAAGAUGCUGAAGGAGGUGAUGGCCCUCGUUUACCUCAGAGAAGUAAAUUUGAUAGUGAUGAGGAAGAUGAAGAUGCUGAAAAUGUUGAGGCUGCAAGCAGUGGAAAAGUCACCAGAAGUCCAUCUCCAGUUCCUCAAGAAGAGCAAAGUGAACCAGAGAUGACUGAAGAAGAGAAAGAGUAUCAAAUGAUGUUAUUGACAAAAAUGCUUUUGACUGAAAUUCUACUGGAUGUCACAGAUGAAGAAAUUUAUUAUGUAGCCAAAGAUGCACACCGGAAAGCAACAAAAGCUCCUGCAAAACAGCUGGCACAGUCCAGUGCACUGGCUUCCCUCACUGGACUCGGUGGACUGGGUGGUUAUGGAUCAGGAGACAGUGAAGAUGAAAGGAGUGACAGAGGCUCUGAGUCAUCUGACACUGACGAUGAGGAAUUACGGCACCGAAUCCGGCAAAAACAGGAAGCUUUUUGGAGAAAAGAAAAAGAACAGCAGCUGUUACAUGAUAAACAGAUGGAAGAAGAAAAGCAACAAACUGAAAGGGUUACAAAAGAGAUGAAUGAAUUUAUCCAUAAAGAGCAAAAUAGUUUAUCAUUACUAGAAGCAAGAGAAACAGAUGGUGAUGUGGUUAAUGAAAAGAAAAGAACUCCAAAUGAAACUACAUCAGUUUUAGAACCAAAAAAAGAUCAUAAAGAAAAAGAGAAACAAGGAAGGAGUAGAUCAGAAAGUUCUAGUAGUGGUAGUUCCAGUAGCAAUAGCAGAACUAGUAGUACUAGUAGUACUGUCUCUAGUUCUUCAUACAGUUCUAGCUCAGGUAGUAGUCGCACAUCUUCUCGAUCUUCUUCUCCUAAAAGGAAAAAGAGACAUAGUAGGAGUAGAUCUCCAACAAUUAAAGCUAGACGUAGUAGGAGUAGAAGUUAUUCUCGCAGAAUUAAAAUAGACAGCAAUAGGGCUAGGGUAAAGAUUAGAGAAAGGAGAAGAUCUAAUAGAAAUAGCAUUGAAAGAGAAAGACGAAGAAAUCGGAGUCCUUCCCGAGAGAGACGUAGAAGUAGAAGUCGCUCAAGGGAUAGGCGAACCAAUCGGUCCAGUCGCAGUAGGAGUCGAGAUAGACGUAAAAUUGAUGACCAACGUGGAAAUCUUAGUGGGAGCAGUCAUAAACAUAAAGGUGAGGCUAAAGAACAAGAGAGGAAAAAAGAGAGAAGUCGAAGUAUAGAUAAAGAUAGGAAAAAGAAAGACAAAGAAAGAGAGCGUGAACAGGAUAAAAGAAAAGAGAAACAAAAAAGGGAAGAAAAAGAUUUUAAGUUCAGUGGUCAGGAUGAUAGGUUAAAAAGGAAACGAGAAAGUGAAAGAACUUUCUCUAGGAGUGGUUCUAUAUCUGUUAAAAUCAUCAGACAUGAUUCUAGACAGGAUAGUAAGAAAAGUACUACCAAAGAUAGUAAAAAACAUUCAGGCUCUGAUUCUAGUGGAAGGAGCAGUUCUGAAUCUCCAGGAAGUAGCAAAGAAAAGAAGGCUAAGAAGCCUAAACAUAGUCGAUCGCGAUCCAUGGAGAAAUCUCAAAGGUCUGGUAAGAAGGCAAGCCGCAAACACAAGUCUAAGUCCCGAUCAAGAUCAACAACCCCUCUCCGUCGUAAACGCUGAGGAAUGAUGUGGCAAGAAUGCCAUGAUGUUUAAAAAAUUCCAUGAGUUUUAAGGGCUUGUCUCAUUAUAGAGGCACAUUGUGGCUGUGUAGGUGAAACCAGAAUUUUUUUUUUUAAUCUGUAAAUAGGUGUACUUUUUCCAAAUGCUGCUCCGUUAAUAGGAUUUCUUUGUAUUACUUUUUUUUUUUUUUCAAAAAAAUAGUGCACAAUAAGACUAUAAACAUGCCAUUCUCUUUCAGCUGUAAUAUUCUUAAAAUUAUUCUUGAAUGUACUGUGAUGUCAAUAAAGCUCUUUAGUUCAUUUUUGUUAACCUCUUGCACCUUAAUUUUAUGAUUUUAAUCUAAGGAACGUACUUUUAUAAAAAGGCAGCUGGAACUUUGUAUAACAAGUUUUAAAGGUACUUCCUCCCAUAUCCCCCAAAGAAAAUGGUUUUAUCUCAAUAGUCUGUCAAAGUUUGUAAAUUUGUACCCAUGGAUUUUUGUCAAAUUCCAACUUUAAGGGUGUGGAAGAGGGCCAGAAACAGACAUUUACUUUUAAUUUGGAAUCAUUAGACAGCUUUCUAAACUUUUCCUAUUUAGGGGAUUUUCAAGUAAUAUAUUCUCUGUGUAUAAAGUAUGGUUCACUCCUGUAAAAUGAAAUUGCUGGAUUCAGUCAAGCCAGUGUACCAAUUGGAGUUAUUAUAAGGAAUGAUUGUGUUUGACUCUAUUAGUCAAGUCUGGAACUAUAUUCUGCAGUUACCCACUUCUGUUUUAGAAGUGUAUUUGAAACACUUUGGGGUUAUUACAGAAAUAAAACUCACAAUUCAAUAUAUUUAUUUAUAUUUUUUUAAAGUAUAUGACCAGCUCAGUGGAGAAAUGCUGUAUUAUGCAGGCUGUGUCAGUCUCAUAAUUUGAAAUGGUUUUGUUUUGUUAGUUUCUUAAAAUUAGGCUCAGUGAGUGGUCUAGCAAUUUAAGGCAGUUAUAACUUAUGAGUAAAAUGAAGGCUCUACAGGCAUUUUAAUGCUCAGCUGCUUUCAGGGUUCAUUUUUAUGUGAUUAUUCACUUAUGCCACAAUAAUCAGAUAAGUCUCUAAAAACAAACGCUUUUAAAUUUUAAUUUAAAAAGAGCAGGUGCAGGUCACAGAAAUGUUUUAAAGUAUGCCUUUUUACCAGCAAUAGUUAAUUUUAAAAUAAGCCAGAAUUUUGCCAAGAUCAGUAUUUCCUCAAAACGAAGAUGGAAAUAGAUUUGUAUAGUGUGCUCUUGUUACCUCUACAUAGUUCUUAAAUAAUUUUGAGCAGUUAUGCAUUUAUCUAGAGGAAAUAAAUCAACUGUGAAUAAAUGCAUGUUUACCAAAAUGGUUGUUUUACAGUGCAUUCAGUUCUGAUAUUUAUGAAGUUGACAUUUCACAGAAUAACUUUUAAAUAGUUUAGAAUUCUAUAUAGUUUAGACAUCAGUCACAUCUGGAGACAAAAUAAAGGAAAGUGUGCAAUAUUUUUUAUGUAGGUGAGCUAACAUGGUAUACCUAAUUGUAGAAUUACUCAAUUAAUUUGUAAUAGAUAAGUUGUAUAACAUUUUCAUAUCUUAAAAUGUUUUUUAGAUCAAUCUUCAAGUGAAAUAAUAUUUUCAAAAUAAAAUUCUACGGAAAAGUU
Messenger RNA from Myotis myotis, 4312 nucleotides. RefSeq names its product PNN interacting serine and arginine rich protein (gene PNISR). Gene Ontology annotation, molecular function: RNA binding. The record is from RefSeq and is a predicted model, not a curated record. The coding region runs from base 242 to 2686 and encodes 814 amino acids. Lineage: Eukaryota; Metazoa; Chordata; Mammalia; Chiroptera; Vespertilionidae. The transcript has 13 exons. Gene Ontology annotation, cellular component: nuclear speck; presynaptic active zone.